Anguilla rostrata (American eel) is the source of this 2485-nucleotide messenger RNA. Its product is annotated as calcium-responsive transcription factor-like. The record is from RefSeq and is a predicted model, not a curated record. The transcript is spliced from 4 exons. The coding region runs from base 245 to 1486 and encodes 413 amino acids. Gene Ontology annotation, molecular function: DNA-binding transcription factor activity. Lineage: Eukaryota; Metazoa; Chordata; Actinopteri; Anguilliformes; Anguillidae.
GCCUAUGAAGUAUUUAUCUGUUCAAUUACAGCCGCUAGAGGACGAUACACAGCUAUAGUUGGUUUUCGCCCAUUCAAUAAAUGAACCGAAGAAAAAAAAGGAGGACGCGAGAGCUUCCGCGUUGUUUCGCGAUGCUUUCACUGCUUCCAGUCUCCGGCAAGGUGGUAAUGGUAGAAGCCUUAUCAGUACUGAAUUAAUUUACCCUAUAUACAACGAACGGGUUUUAAUCGCAGACAAGAGCCGAAUGGACGAGUCCACUGAUAAUCUUGUUAAAUUGGAAACCUUGCUGGAAGGAUUUUACAGUGAUGGCAACUACAUGCACGGCUAUGUGACAGACGAGACAAGUGUCCACCAAGCAGUAGAAAUCUUCCGACGCAUCACUGCCACAACGUUCAGUGUCAGGACGUCAACUCCUCUUAAUUUUGAACCCAGCAAAGUGGAAAAGGGGAAGUUUACAACUCGUUCAAUCAAGUUCACCAAGUCCAGCUGCCCAAACCUUAACGAAGACGGGGUGCCCUUCAUGCACGGUGGAAGGAAAAUUCUGGAAUGUCAGUUCGGGCCUAAAAGGGAACACGAAAAAAAGAUGGAGAAGGACGGCGGCGCCGCCGCGAUGCCCGGGCUGCAGACCUUGGAAGAGAUGGAGCACGACUACACUCCGGCCUGCGGACCCGCGGCCAAAAGGAGGCGGCCGAACACGCGGGGCACGAGGAAGAAGGGGUGCCAGGCGAGGAUCUCCAUCGUGCAGGUGUGCCGGUUCCCCGAGUACGCGGUGAUCGGCAAGAAGUGCGUCAGCAUUCAGCAGAUCCAGCUGAAGGAGAGGCUGCUGCAGGACCUGCAGGACGAGAGAGACGUGAAGGUCGAGAACAGGUUCUACAUCGACCUGCCGCUCGACAGCGCCCAUUCCAAACACCCUCCGACGGCUCUGUCCGGCAUGGUGCAGACCGUGCACCCGCAGAUCAUACAGUGGAUCGACCAGCUGGUCGGGGAGGGCGUGACAAAGGCCACGGAGAUGCAGGGUAAACUGAGGCACCUGGUGAACACCAGGAUGUCGGACACGGCCGCCCCCAAUUCGCAAGACCGGGGAUAUUACCCGAAACUGCAAGACAUUAAGAACCACAUCUACAGGGCAAAAGUAAGGCGGCGCAUGACAAAUCCGGGUAGCGAGGGCAUUGCAGAGCUGGACCAAGACGACGAUAUCAAGGAACCUCAGUGUGAGCCAGACGACUGUGACGAUAUCUACGCGGAGGUAUUAGUACUAAGACAGCAGAUUGGCGACCUGUCCAGGGUGUAUUCCUGCCUCUCGCCCAAUGCUUGCUGGGAUAGGCUCCAGCACCCCCCAGUGACCCUGACCAGGACAAACAGAGCGCGGGUCGUCCCGACGACGAUGGGGCCCUCGGGAGGCAGAGGGAGGAGCUGCUCCUGGAGCUGGAGGUUCUCCGGGACAUGGUGCACCAGUGCACCAGCCUGCCCGUGCUGCAGAGGCUGACGGAGGACGCGAGGGCCAUGCAGGAGAGAGCCCAGCACUUCCUGGACGUGCCACCGGGGGGCGCUGCUGCUGCCGCCCCCACCUUCGGACUGACCUGAGCUAUCAGGCUGUGAACCGCAGGCCCGUCUGCAGCCUCGGGGGACGGGGUGCGCUGAACAAGCGGACUGGCGUUGGGAGAGGGGCAGACUGGCGUUGGGAGAGGGACGGACUGGCAGGUGGGCACAAGGUCGUUGGCCCCAGGGAGGAACUACGUCAGGGGUCCUCAAUCUUAUCCAAAAAGGGCCGGUGUGGGUGCCGGCUUUUGUUCCAACUGAGCAGUUACACACCUGAUUCUACUAAUCAACCACUAGCGUAGUCUUUGCGAAGGACCUUGAUUAGUAGAAUCAGGUGUCUCACUGCUUGGCUGGAACAAAAGCCUGCACCCACACCGGCCCUUUCUGGAUGAGAUUGAGGACCUCUGAACUACGUGGACCUCUGAACACACAACCUAUUCCAGUGGUUCCCACACCUGUUCCACCGGAUCUGCCAUCCUGUAGGCUUUUGUUUCAACCCUAAUUUGGCACACCUGAUUCUACUAAUUAGCAGCACAAUGCAAUCUCUAGCUGUUGAAUGAGAUGUGCUAGGGUUGGAGUGAAAACCUGUAAUACGGUAAAUCUCCAGGAACAGGGUUGGGGACCAUGGACCAACCCUGCUGGGACACUAAAAUGCAUGGGUGCAAAACAGGAGCUGAUCCGUUUCAGGAUCUUCUGCUCUUAAUUAAAUUAGCUCAAUCAUAACUUGAUUUUACAUUUGUACAUGCACCAGCCAGACUGCAAGUGUUUUUACUGUGUUCAAGUACAGGAGUGAACCAGAAUAGUUUAUACUGCUAUUUGAAAACGCAGAUCAUUGUGUCAGUUCAUUUGAUGGAAGAUUUGAAUGUUUUACACGUGUAUAGUCAAGAUUGUGACUCAGUUUUUUAUGUAAAAAAAAAAAUGUAUAUAUAUUUAUAUAUAAAAUGCA